AUGAGAGCAGUUUCACGUAGCUACGUAUACUGGCCUGGUAUCGACGAGUGCAUUGCCAAACUUGUUUUUUCCUGUACCGAGUGUGCUCGGGAUGCCAAAACUAACACUAGAACCUACAUGGAGUCCUGGCCCGUACAAGAAAAGCCCUGGCAAAGACUGCAUAUUGAUUACGCUGGCCCUGUUGACGGUUGGUACUACCUCAUCCUGGUCGAUGCAUACUCGAAAUGGCCGGAGGUCGUCCGAACUCGUCAAACGACAUCACCAGCUACCAUUGAAAUUCUGGAGGGCAUCUUCGCUCGCUUCGGAAACCCGGAGGCACUGGUUAGUGACAAUGGACGCCAGUUCAUCAGCGGGCAGCUCGAGGGGCUCUACGACACCAUAGGCAUACUGCACAUGUAG
Molecule: messenger RNA, 399 nt
Organism: Wyeomyia smithii (pitcher-plant mosquito)
Lineage: Eukaryota; Metazoa; Arthropoda; Insecta; Diptera; Culicidae
Exons: 1
Coding region: 1-399 (132 amino acids)
Biological process (GO): DNA integration
Molecular function (GO): nucleic acid binding
Source: RefSeq, a predicted model, not a curated record